UAGUUAGUCUAUGGUUUAUUUGUGUCGAAAAAAAGGUGAGAGCUUCGUCGCGCCGGGGAAAUGAAUGAUUAUUUCAAUUAUCAUGAGUAAACUCAGUAGACGCCUUGUGUAUUAUUUGUAACUGUAAAGUGUACUAUUCAUUGUAUCAUUCGUGCGUUAAAACAUAUCUCUCAAACGUCGGGUAUCGCGAAUAAUGUUUCGAUCCGAACCCUCUGUGACGUCCCGUCUUGCAACCUUGGAGGAUAUGAUUUUGAGAAAAAGUGUGUGUUGAAUAAUAUUUCUUGUGUUUUCGUCCGUGAAAACGUUCGGAGAUAUAAUUUGACUGUGCAGUGUUUGAGAAGGUGGGAUUUCGUUGUGUUUUGGUACAAUGUCCGGUGGCAGAAGUAUCGAUAAGGAGCGCAAGUCGCCCCGCGAGAGCGGCGAAGACUCCGAGGAUGAGAGUGAGAUCCUCGAGGAGAGUCCCUGCGGCCGCUGGCUGAAGCGCCGGGAAGAGGUCGAACAGCGCGACGUGCCCGGCAUCGACGUGGCGCACCUGGCGAUGGACACCGAGGAGGGCGUGGAGGUCGUCUGGAACGAGGUGCAGUUCUCCGAGCGCAAGAACUUCAAGGCGCAGGAGGACAAGAUACAGAUGGUGUUUGAUAACCUCACCAGGUUGGAGCACCCGAAUAUUGUGAAGUUUCAUCGGUACUGGACGGAUACGCAUAAUGAUAAGCCAAGGGUGAUAUUCAUAACGGAGUACAUGUCGUGCGGCUCGCUGAAGCAGUUCCUGAAGCGGACGAAGCGCAACGUGAAGCGGCUGCCGCUGCAGGCGUGGAAGCGGUGGUGCACGCAGAUAUUGUCUGCGCUCAGUUACCUGCACGGCUGCGCGCCGCCGAUCGUGCACGGCAACCUGACGUGCGACACGAUCUUCAUCCAGCACAACGGGCUGGUGAAGAUCGGCUCGGUGGCGCCGGACGCCAUCCACCACCACGUCAAGACGUGCCGCGAGAACAUGACCAACAUGCACAUUAUAGCGCCGGAGUACGGAUCAUCACAAAUGGUGACCCCCGCCAUGGACAUCUACUCGUUCGGCAUGUGCGCCCUGGAGACGGCGGCGCUGGAGAUCCAGGGCAACGGGGACUCGGGCAGCCACGUCACUGAGGAACACAUCGUCCGGACUGUGGAGUCACUGGAGGACCCACGGCAGAAGGACUUUAUAUACAGAUGUAUAAACAAGGACCCGGCGGCGCGGCCGACGGCGCGGGAGCUGUUGUUCCACCCGCUGCUGUUCGAAGUGCAUUCACUGAAGCUGCUCGCGGCGCACACUCUCGUCAAUACUUCAGCGAACAUAUCAGAGACGAUAUCGGACUCGGUCUGCAACCGCGGCGGCGGCGCUAGUGGCGCCCUCGCGUGGUGCGUGCGCGGCGGCGAGACGCACGAACUAGCGGCGGGAGACCUGCCGCCCGCGCCGGAGAAACUCGACAAGUUUCUAGAAGACGUCAAAUACGGCAUCUACCCGCUAACAGCGUAUGGGUUCCGUCAGUGCGCGCGCGCCGCCUCGCCCGCCGAGCGGCUCGCCGAGUCGGUCCAAUCAGCGUCGCCCGAGCCCCGAGACCUGGAGACGCGGAGAGUGGUCAACAUGAUGUGCAGUCUGAAGCCGCAGCAGGACGCGCAGGACUUGCUGAUGACGAUCCUGCUGCGCAUGGACGACAAGAUGAACCGCCAGCUGACGUGCGCGGUGUCGCGGCGGGACUCGGCGCACGCGCUGGCCGGCGAGCUGGUGCAGCUGGGCUUCAUACACGAGUCGGACCGCGACAAGUUGUGCCGGCUGAUGGAGGACUCCCUGCGCGCGAGCUUCGGCCCCGCGCCCGCGCGCCGCCCGCAGCUCGCCAGCUAGUAGCCGCGCGCGCGUCUGCGAUCCUGACGGAGAAGGAAACCACCUACGAAGAGCCGAGCGCAACCGAGCGAGGGUCACCGACCUCCGCCGUCACCUUGCCGCCCUAGUACGAGCCUAGAGAGUUCGCAGACAAACCACGAACAAACGCCUACAGAAGUGCAAGCAGAGGCGCGCGAACGCUCCACAGACUCCUGUGAGCCUAGUACUAAAGCUCCAUUCACGUUCGCAGACGGAGAUACUUGGUGUAGAAGUAUGUAGUUUAAUCUUGUCACUGUAAUAAGUUGGAAUCGGAUAUGGUAGUUCGUAUCAUAUCAGAGUGUUGAUAUCAGUUUCCGUGAAUACGUCUUGCAAUUGGCAGUGUUCUGUUUUCCCGCAAGAUCAGAAAGCCAUGUUAAUAACUCGUGGACAGCCUAAAACGUUUCUUCUGAACACUAUUAACACUUUGGUGAUAUCGGCUGCCAUAUUGGAUUUCAAUUUUAAAAGUAUGAUAUGAAUUAGUCACCUUUAGAGUAGAUAAAUAAUUAAUUAAUUAAUUACCAUACAUAUUUCUCGCAUGACCAAGUAUGUCAAAAUCAUCAAUUAAAACAGCUUGCUUGAAUAAGUACUAGGCUAUACUUAGCGCGUAAUGUUCAUUGUAUUUCUGAAGAAUAAGAUAUGUUAGACAUAAAAUAUGAGCUAAGUAAACUGUAGGUGUAAAUGAGGCGUUGGCUGGGCAAAUUACUGGGGUGAGUGAAUGGGCCAAUAAAAUUAUACGUUAGAAGAAAUUAAAUUUCGAUUCGCAUAAUUAGCGUGAUUAAAUUGACCUUCCAAUUAUAAUUACCAUAAAUUUUUUAUCAGAAACAUAAAAAUAACCUAUUCUUUGUCUGUUUCUAAAAAAGUACUUGGCAGAUAUAAAGGUCCAUAGUAUCUAAAAAUACUUCCGAAGCACUAAAUAAUAGUUAUUAUCAAUUUAAACCGUCGCUUUACUUUAGUCAAGCUUUAUUUUUUACAUUAUGAGUCUACCAUAGACAUAAAAUGUAGAUAGGUAGGAGAACUUACGAAUUUUGUAUGGCUGAAAAAGUGUAUUUUUGCAGAAGGAACAUAUAAAAUCAAAGAAAAUCCAAUUAUACUGAAUACAAGUAUUAUUAUUUUAAUUAUAACUCGAUUACUCGUUCGUUCGUUUCAGAAAAAGCACUUUCAUAUCUACAGAAAAGUAGGUUAUGAUUACGUGACAUUAUAAACAUAAAUAAAUAUGUUUAGUCCUAGUAAUAAAACAUGCAUUUCACCCCCAAAAGUGUACCUACUAGUCUUUUGUGAAUCUAUUGCACUAUCACGAAUGUUAUAAAGGGAAGAUGUAAAAAUAUUGACACUUUAGGAAAUUUUAAUUAAAUUGUAAAUUAAAUUAGCCAAGUCAAAAGUUCGAUCGUGUUAGACGGACAUCGAGAAUGCUUUAAUGUAAAUCCCGACGAAGCCACAAAAUGGUAAUAUUUAUCUAUUUAUUCGCCAUUGAAUUCAUAUUGCAGCAUCGGAGCUUUGAUUGAAAAGCUGUUUUGAAACUGAAAAAAUAUGAUAAACACGUGUAAGCGGAAUUUCCUAUAGGGAGAAUUAAAUAUUAUUGGCUAUCAAACUAUAGUACAUUCAUUAUUAUCAGAUAUCAAACCAAUUUUUAAGAAAUAACGAAAAUUAAUGUAUGUUGUUGUUUGAUAAAUAUUAAUAAACCUAAAGUGUAAACCACACGUCUCACCGAUAUACUUAUUGAGUCUUAACACAAAAAAAAACAUUGGCUCAAAAGGUAAAAUUCACUAACAUGGCCUAAAAUACUUGUUAGUUUCAAUUCAUUAAUUUUAAUAUGACCAAGUUGUGUCUUCGAUCGAUGGAUAUAUUAAAUAACUAGGAUUAUUAGGCUUGUAUGAUUGUGAAAAUGUAAGAAAUGAUAUUUAUAUAUUUAAUUACUAAAUACAUUAUUAUUUUAACUAUUGUAUAGCGAGGCUUCCUCUUAGAGCUUUAUGGUGUGUGUUAAGUAUACGCGUUGAACAUACUCACUAUCGGUAUAAGGUUUAAUAUCUGUCGAGGUUCAAACAGUCGUUCUGGUCAAGAUAAUGUGUAUAUCGCGAGAUUCUUUUUCUAUGAAAUUUCUAUUUUUAAACAAAGUUGGUCAAUUUGCGUAGGUAAGGAAGAUAUAUUGCAUUUAAUACAUGGACAUUUGUUUUUAAAUAAUUUCUGAUUUUGUACAGCGUUGUGGUGCUAUUCUCAGCGGUGUUUAGGAAACAGUUUGUAUGUUAUACAGUAAAAAAAAUGCUCCGGUAAGGCACCUUGUUCCUAAUUUUUGUUCGAUAUAUUUUUUUGGUGCUGUGACCGAAUAAUUUUAUGAAUUAAUGGAGUUAAGUUUUAUUUAUUUCGGUUAACGCUAGUGGUGCCAAAAAUGCGAGGUGCCAAGUUAUUUAACUUUAGACCUUGUGGACAAAACGAUAAGAAACAAUGUUACUUCCAUGCCUGUUUUCUCUGUAGAGUUUGUGCAAUUAUUUUCUGAAUUUUAAGCGUUUGGUACAGGGAGAUCUGACGGACAGCUUUAUAUUAUAAUGAACACAGUUUAGACUUUUAUACGAAUAAUAAUUAAUAAAUACAUUUAAUAAAAUCCUUAAAACAGUUGAAUAAUGUAAAAACAAUUGAUAAAAUCAGAUUCUAGGUUCGACAGUGGACAUUUGAAAUUUGGAGCAAUAUAUUGUCGAAUCGAAUAAGACAUAAUAUCUAGUACUGUUGAGUCCAAUUCGUUUCCGAUUGAAGUCUGAUGGCGUUGAACCAAAGGUAUAUUUCCAAACUAAAUUGCAAUUCCAAAAACAUAUUCCAUCCAAGAACCGUCAGAUCUCCAGAAUGAAAGGGAAAGAAACAUACUGUCUCGCUCGCGGCUAGAGCGUAGGCGUAGGAUAGCGUAGUAAACGAAAGACUGGCUAAUGUAGGCGAACAUAAGAUUGUUGUUAUGUGAAGAGUGGCUCGCUCUGGUGACUCUUUGGCGGAACUACACUACAAAAAUAGAACAAAAUAAGGAAUCAGAUAGUGGUGCCAUCUAUAAUAUUGUUAAGGGCCAAAUGGCGCAAAUAAUUUCUCAUGAUUAACGUAAUAUUGCGUUUUGAUGUGAAGGAAUAAAAUUUCAAUAUAAAUGGUAAUGAUUUAGUUCAUCUUAAAGUGAAGUUAACGCCUAAGAGCCACCUCAGCAUAUAUCGGGAGGCAGGUAUCUAGCUUGUAACGUGUUGUAUCUUGUAAAUAUUCGCUUGUAGUAUGUAAUUAAUAUCCAAUACCAUGUAUUUUAAUAUAAAAACAAGAGUAUUUAGCCGCGUCUCCUGUACCCGACCCGCGUUCAUUAUUUAUUAUUCAUGGCCAUUUAUCUUAUUCACUUUACUUGUAAGGAGUAUUUGGACAAUUAAAACCAGGUAUAAUGAAAAGUUGUUAUCCCAAAGUUGCAACUAAAAGUGCCGCUAACUAAAAUCAUACUUUACCGGCAAGUAUGUAGUACCGACAUUUCAAAUUCGUAGAGCAGAAGUUGUUCAGAAUGAUAAGUUUCACCUCUUUUCGGAAUACGAUGCCAUUAUUUUAACACCACUCCCAAAUAUUCAUUCUUAGCACCUUUUAGUCUUAUUCCUUUUUACAAUUUUAAAGAUACUACAAACCAAUGUUUUAAAUAUCCAAAUAUUCCAUAUUCUGUUUUUUUACACUUAUUUUAUUACAUAAUAAUACCUAUAUGUUAAUUUUCAAGCAAUAAUUACUAAUAAUGUUGUUUAGCACAAAGUUAGAAUUCUGUUGAGAUUCUUCUUCAAACAUCCCGCAGCAGUUAUUAUUUCAUAGUAAUAGUAUGUAAUAGGCUACCUAAUACAUCAUUAUGUUCAUGAUAAAAAUCUGAAUGGACACGUGUUUAAAAUGCAAAUAGUGCUCUGUAAUACUAUCAGUUGUUUUAUUUGUAAAUAAUAAUCGAUAUUGAUAUUGAUUCCUGUGUUUCGUUUUGUUUCUAUCCAAAGAGGAUGUGUUCAUUUUAUUUCUUUUCAAUUUUAUGUUAUUUUUUAAUAAUUGAAUUGAUAUUUCAACGUUAUUAUUUAUUGAAUAUCCAGGCUUGCAUUUUCCACUCAGUUCUCUGUUAUAGUCGAAAGUAAGGCUGGUUUCAGUAAUAUGCUAUCAGUUAUACGCGAUUUGGCCACUGAACAUUUUACCUUAUGAAAUUAUAAUUUUAAUUUCUUCAACUGAAAUCAGUCAACACGAAGUUCCAUAAGUAUGAUUUAGCCAUUACUUAUAGUUAUUAUAUGAUAUGCUCAAAAUGACGUAUAACCCAAUGUAUAAUGGUCGAACGAUCGAGUGAUGUUUGCAUACUAUUCAAAAAUGAAAAUGUCAAUAAAAACGAUAUUUUAAACA
Messenger RNA from Plutella xylostella (diamondback moth), 6253 nucleotides. It is a transcript of the gene Madm, whose product is annotated as MLF1-adaptor molecule. Gene Ontology annotation, biological process: protein phosphorylation. The record is from RefSeq and is a predicted model, not a curated record. Gene Ontology annotation, molecular function: ATP binding; protein kinase activity. Lineage: Eukaryota; Metazoa; Arthropoda; Insecta; Lepidoptera; Plutellidae.